Messenger RNA from Gasterosteus aculeatus aculeatus (three-spined stickleback), 2516 nucleotides. It is a transcript of the gene ubxn2a, whose product is annotated as UBX domain protein 2A. Gene Ontology annotation, biological process: membrane fusion; proteasome-mediated ubiquitin-dependent protein catabolic process; Golgi organization. NCBI's taxonomy places the organism in Eukaryota, Metazoa, Chordata, Actinopteri, Perciformes, Gasterosteidae. Gene Ontology annotation, molecular function: ubiquitin binding. The record is from RefSeq and is a predicted model, not a curated record. Gene Ontology annotation, cellular component: nucleus; cytosol.
GUGGUUGUGCUGAGCUCAGCAUCCCGGUUCGGUUUCACCACGACAGGAGGAGUCGACUUACGGCACCCCGCGUCACACACGUCGCUCAGCAGAAGCAGCUGCACGAAGCGUUCGGCCGCUGCAGACGUGCCGGGGAUCAACAGACCGACCGCGGACUGGUAAAUCAAUGGAACACGCGCAACGUCAUGAAGGAGUUUGACAGUGUGGGCGGUGAGAGAGAUGACAAUUGUGAAGAAAGUGAAGAAUGUGAAGAGCAGGCUCCAAUAAGGCGUAGCUUCUCGGUGGAAGACCUCCUCCACGAGGUGGAGAAGAUCUGCUACGAUGCCUCUGGGACAUCGAAGGUGGAGAUGGUGGUGAGGCUGUGGAAGGACGGCUUCACCGUCAACGAUCAGGAGUUCCGCAGCUACUCCGUUCCCGAGAAUCAAGACUUCCUGGACUCCAUCAAAAGGGGGGAGCUUCCGAAGGAGUGGGAGAGCCGAGCGGAGGAGGAGGAGCUGGAGAUCAGUGUGGAGGAUCUGACGGAGGAGAACUACGUUCCCAGGCGAAAGGCCUUUCACCCCUUCAGCGGCCAAGGGUACCGACUUGGCAGUGUCGCCCCCAGAGUGGUGGCCAGGUCACCGUCUGUGCAUGAGGAUGGAGAAUCUCCUCCUAUUCCCAUGGUAACACUAGACCACGCCCUUCCUGUUACCUCCCUGCAGAUCUGGUUGGCUGACGGCAGGAGAUUGGUGCAGAGGUUUAACCUAUCCCAUAGGAUCGCGGAUGUUCAGGACUUCGUGGCGCGCUGCCAGAGGAGCUGCCCCCCCUUUGUCCUGACCACGUCGGUUCCUUUCCGGGAACUCAACGACAAGGAAUUGAGCCUGGGGGAGGCCGACCUGGCCAACGCCGUCAUCGUCCAGAGACCCCUGGACACACCGGCUCCGUUUGGACACUCCUGACUAAAGGGGACCCCCCGCCCGCCCGCCUUCCCCACCCCAUAAUACACACAACACACCACUCACACGCUCACUGACACCUCACCAAGAACCCCGAUAGCAGCCUCACGCCCCCCCCCCAUCUGUCUCUAUUCUAAAGUUUGCGCUGCAUGUUAACGUUGUCCUGUUAAAAUCUGGUGGGAUUAUUGUUGUUGGUUUUUUGUCUCAGGGCCUUUGUUGUCUUCCCCCGAUGGAGGACGUUGUUCGUCUCCCAAAAGCCCCAAAUCAAAGUGGGGCAAACGAAUGGCGCCCGGGCAGAUGUGGUGGUCUACCGCAUGACGCCCCCCCUCACACAGACACACACACACACACCUUCACUACCAACACCACCGACCACCUCUCUUACGUCUUCCCAAACUGUGAUCACCAGUUUUUUCUGCACUAUUUAAAAUAAGUUCAAAUAAAUGAACUAUUAAGUGGCUGAUAUUUCCAUUUGUUUCGCUGUGUUUACAAUUGUAUUGAACGUACUUGUGUUUGCACAUCAUUAUGUUUUAUGUUGUAACAGCUUGUCACUGUUAUUUGUGUUUGUGCCUGACUGUUAAAUACCCAAGAACAAUGUAUUGUUUUAUUUCACUGCAUCCUUUCAAACCAUAUCAAGUGUCCUCGAAAGUUCAGAGAAUCCGUAGUUAUUUAAGAUUUCACUCCGAGGGGGUUAAUUUCCCCGCUUUUUCUUUCCUGAACGAGGCCUCUCGUGCUUCGCGCCAUGCGUGCGCCUGCGUCUCCGUCCGCCCGGCCUCGGGAAGAAGGCGAACGCCAUUAUCCACCUUCAAUAUUUAAAGCCACUCGAGGGACGGCAGUGCAGAACAGAAGCGCGUUUGUAUCCGCUGGUGGAGAGGACAGCCGGUGAAGGUCAUGGGAGGAGAUGCCUGGAAUAAUCCCCUCUGAAGAAUUAUCUUUGAAAGAGGCCACAUUGGAGGGUUUCGACCUGAACGUGCAGGCUGCGGCAUCACCUGGUUCGCUGCCAGAGGCGGUCUGGCUAAAGAGUAAAAGAGAGCACAUUUCCUUUCUGCUACAUAUUUAAUAAGGCUAAGCAUGCAGGGAAUUACUUUCCCUUUAACUCCCACAUUUCCUUUCAGAAGGACCCUUUUACUCACGCAGCAGCCAACGUUUUUCAUUUUGCACAUUCCUCUUCACGCAUUAUGGGAAACAUGCUGUUUUAAUGCAGGUCAUAUGCCGGACCUUUACCGCGGCGGCGCCGCUUUCAUUGUUGAUAAUGUGGUUUUUGGUUGAGGGGUUUGCAUGCUUGGGAUCCACAAGCCGAGGUCUGACAUGUUUGUUGUCGAGCUCUGAGGGAAGAUUACUGUGGAGAGUAAGCGACUCGCACCAAAUGGAGCCGCUUAUGAAGGUAUUUUGUGGGGAAAAUGAAAGGUUCUCAGUAGAUAGUAAGUGAACAGUCGAUGAAGCAUGCCUCAGAAAAAUAUUAAUACAAGAAUGUGUGGUACUGCAUCUCCUUCUCCAACCGAUAAGUGUUCGUAGGAAAAGCUUCCUGUCCACUCAGAGUUAGAUGGAAUAUUUUACUAUAAUAAAAUAAACCUUACAAUGUCA